CCCCUCAGGCUCGGCUGCGCCGGGGGCCGCUGGCGGGUUCCUGAGGUGGCCUCCGCCCCGGCCGCUCCGCCCACGCCCCCCGCGCCUCCGCGCCCGCCUCCGCCCGCCCUGCGCCUCCCUUCCCCCUCCCCGCCCCGCGGCUGCCGCUCGGCCCCGGCUUGCGCUUCGAAGAUGGCGGCGCUGAGUGGCGGCGGUGGCAGCAACAGCGGCGGUGGCGGCGGCGGCGGCGGCGGCGGCAGCGGUGGCGGCGGCGGCCCCGAGCAGGGCCAGGCUCUGUUCAAUGGAGACAUGGAGCCCGAGGCCGGCGCUGGCGCCGCGGCCUCUUCGGCUGCGGACCCGGCCAUUCCCGAAGAGGUAUGGAAUAUCAAGCAAAUGAUUAAAUUGACACAGGAACAUAUAGAGGCCCUAUUGGACAAAUUUGGUGGGGAACAUAAUCCACCGUCAAUAUACUUGGAGGCCUAUGAAGAGUACACCAGCAAGCUAGAUGCCCUCCAGCAAAGAGAACAACAGCUAUUGGAGUCCCUGGGAAAUGGAACUGAUUUUUCUGUUUCUAGCUCGGCGUCAAUGGACACCGUUACAUCCUCCUCUUCCUCUAGCCUUUCAGUGCUACCUUCAUCUCUUUCAGUUUUUCAAACUCCUACCGAUGUAUCAAGAAACAACCCCAAGUCACCACAAAAACCUAUUGUUAGAGUCUUCCUGCCCAACAAACAGAGGACAGUGGUACCUGCAAGAUGUGGCGUUACAGUCCGUGACAGUCUAAAGAAAGCACUGAUGAUGAGAGGUCUUAUCCCAGAGUGCUGUGCUGUUUACAGAAUUCAGGAUGGAGAGAAGAAACCAAUUGGCUGGGACACUGAUAUUUCCUGGCUUACUGGAGAAGAGUUGCAUGUAGAAGUACUGGAGAAUGUCCCACUUACAACACACAACUUUGUACGGAAAACUUUUUUCACCUUAGCAUUUUGUGACUUUUGUCGAAAGCUGCUUUUCCAGGGUUUCCGCUGUCAAACAUGUGGUUAUAAGUUUCACCAACGUUGUAGUACAGAGGUUCCACUGAUGUGUGUUAAUUAUGACCAACUUGAUUUGCUGUUUGUCUCCAAGUUCUUUGAGCAUCACCCAGUACCACAGGAGGAGGCCUCCUUAGCAGAGACUGCCCUUACAUCUGGAUCCCCUUCCGCACCCCCUUCAGACUCUAUUGGGCCCCAAAUCCUCACCAGUCCAUCUCCUUCAAAAUCCAUUCCAAUUCCACAGCCCUUUCGACCAGCAGAUGAAGAUCAUCGAAAUCAGUUUGGGCAGCGAGACCGGUCCUCUUCAGCUCCCAAUGUUCAUAUAAACACAAUCGAACCUGUCAAUAUUGAUGAAAAAUUCCCAGAAGUGGAAUUACAGGAUCAAAGGGAUUUGAUUAGAGACCAGGGGUUUCGUGGUGAUGGAGCCCCCUUGAACCAGCUGAUGCGCUGUCUUCGGAAAUACCAAUCCCGGACUCCCAGCCCCCUCCUACAUUCUGUCCCCAGUGAAAUAGUGUUUGAUUUUGAGCCUGGCCCAGUGUUCAGAGGGUCAACUACAGGUUUGUCCGCCACCCCACCUGCCUCAUUACCUGGCUCACUCACUAAUGUGAAAGCCUUACAAAAAUCUCCAGGACCUCAGCGGGAAAGGAAAUCAUCAUCAUCCUCAGAAGACAGAAAUCGAAUGAAAACACUUGGUAGACGAGAUUCAAGUGAUGAUUGGGAGAUUCCUGAUGGACAGAUAACAGUGGGACAAAGAAUUGGAUCUGGAUCAUUUGGAACUGUCUACAAGGGAAAGUGGCAUGGCGAUGUGGCAGUGAAAAUGUUGAAUGUGACAGCACCCACACCUCAACAGUUACAGGCCUUCAAAAACGAAGUAGGGGUACUCAGGAAAACGCGACAUGUGAAUAUCCUACUUUUCAUGGGUUAUUCAACAAAGCCACAGCUGGCUAUUGUGACCCAGUGGUGUGAGGGCUCCAGCCUGUAUCACCAUCUCCACAUCAUUGAGACCAAAUUUGAAAUGAUCAAACUUAUAGAUAUUGCACGGCAGACUGCACAAGGCAUGGAUUACUUACACGCCAAGUCAAUCAUCCACAGAGACCUCAAGAGUAAUAAUAUAUUUCUUCAUGAAGACCUCACGGUAAAAAUAGGUGAUUUUGGUCUAGCCACAGUGAAAUCUCGAUGGAGUGGGUCCCAUCAGUUUGAACAGUUGUCUGGAUCUAUUUUGUGGAUGGCACCAGAAGUAAUCAGAAUGCAAGAUAAAAACCCAUAUAGCUUUCAGUCAGAUGUGUAUGCAUUUGGAAUUGUUCUGUAUGAACUAAUGACUGGCCAGCUACCUUAUUCGAACAUCAACAACAGGGAUCAGAUAAUUUUUAUGGUGGGACGAGGAUAUCUAUCUCCAGAUCUCAGUAAGGUACGGAGUAACUGUCCAAAAGCCAUGAAGAGAUUAAUGGCAGAGUGCCUCAAAAAGAAAAGAGACGAGAGACCACUCUUUCCCCAAAUUCUCGCCUCUAUUGAGCUGCUGGCCCGCUCAUUGCCAAAAAUUCACCGCAGUGCAUCAGAACCCUCCUUGAAUCGGGCUGGUUUCCAAACGGAAGAUUUUAGUCUGUAUGCUUGUGCUUCUCCUAAAACACCCAUCCAAGCAGGGGGAUAUGGAGAAUUUGCAGCCUUCAAGUAGCCACUCCAUCAUGGCAGCAUCUGCUCUUUAUUUCUUAAGUCUUGUGUUCACACAAUUUGUUAACAUCAAAACACAGUUCUGUUCCUCAAACCUUUUUUUUUUUAAAGAUACAAAAUUUUCAAUGCAUAAGCUCGUGUGGAACAGAAUGGAAUUUCCUAUUCAACAAAAGAGGGAAGAAUGUUUUAGGAACCAGAAUUCUCUGCUGCCUGUGUUUCUUCUUCAACACAAAGAUCACGUGCAUACAA
Molecule: messenger RNA, 2918 nt
Organism: Chionomys nivalis (European snow vole)
Lineage: Eukaryota; Metazoa; Chordata; Mammalia; Rodentia; Cricetidae
Gene: Braf
Product: B-Raf proto-oncogene, serine/threonine kinase
Exons: 21
Coding region: 172-2673 (833 amino acids)
Biological process (GO): signal transduction; protein phosphorylation
Cellular component (GO): mitochondrion; cytosol; plasma membrane
Molecular function (GO): protein kinase activity; ATP binding
Source: RefSeq, a predicted model, not a curated record